AUGUCGAUAAUUAAAACAGAAACGACCGAAGCACUGAUAGAAAGAGGGUUUGAAUUUUUCGCAAAACAUUUUCCAGAUGGUGAAAAACCCGAUAAAUUAGGUAUUGGGCCUGGAAGAGUAAAUUUAAUUGGAGAACACACAGAUUAUAACGACGGAUUCGUGUUACCAAUGGCACUACCCAUGGUGACAAUAAUGUUGGGACGAGCCAACAAUAGUGACACUUGUCGCGUAGUUACUGCAUGUAACGAUUUCGAGGAAAUCGAAGACUCGAAUAAAACCGAAUUUAAAAUUCCUACCGUCAAACCGCUGUACGUGGGCACACCUAAAUGGGCCAACUACGUCAAAGGAGUGAUCGCAUGCUUCCAAAGUAUAGUAGUAGGUUUCGAUGCCGUAAUUCUAUCCAGCGUACCCUUGGGUGGUGGACUGUCCAGCAGUGCUUCCCUAGAAGUAGCUACUUAUUCAUUCAUCGAAGCUAUUACCGGAAAUAAAACAAUUCAAUUAGUACAAAAAGCCAUGGUAUGUCAAAAAGCAGAGCAUAUGUUCGCUGGAGUACCUUGCGGGAUAAUGGACCAAUUUAUUUCCGUAAUGGGAAUUGAAGGUCAUGCUUUACUCAUAGACUGCAAAUCAUUACAAUACGAACCCGUUCCAUUGACUGAAUCCAAUUACGUGUUUUUGAUAACUAAUUCCAAUAUUCAUCAUGAGCUAUCUAGUAGCCAAUACCAACUGAGAAGAUAUCAAUGUGAAGAAGCAAGCGACUUGUUAAACGUUCAAAGUCUCAGGUCAGCCACGAUGGAACUCUUGAACAAAGUACACUCGAGCGGGAAGAUUAAUGAAAUUGUAUAUAAACGAGCUAGACACGUAAUAACAGAAAUUGAACGAACCAAAACCGCUGCUGAUGUAUUGAAACGCGGCGAUUACAAAUCGUUUGGUGAACUGAUGAACGCUAGUCAUAACUCGCUAAGGGACGAUUUCGAAGUGUCCUGUCCGGAGUUGGAUCAGUUGGUAGAAUUGGCCAGAAAAGUGCCAGGUGUCCUUGGGUCUCGUAUGACCGGAGGAGGUUUCGGCGGAUGCACAGUCACAUUGGUGGACCGAGCUGCCGUCAACGCGGUCGUCAGCGCCAUUAGUUCGGAGUACAAAGGAAGCCCGAAGUUCUACACAGUCUCGCCGUCGUCCGGAGCGAAAAUUGUCAAAUUAUAGUAUACAUCGCGGCCGCGUUCUCGCCGAUAACGUAACCGUUUUAAGUCAUGUUGUUCACCGCCGUGUGGUACCCACCUAAACCGCGGUAUCGAACAAUGUGACCGCUCAUAUGAUGUAUUUAGUUGUGUACAUUUAUUAUGAAUUGUUUUAUGUAUAGACGUGUUUUUUUUUAUGAGAUACAUAAAUAAGAAUUAUAUACAUA
Molecule: messenger RNA, 1399 nt
Organism: Myzus persicae (green peach aphid)
Lineage: Eukaryota; Metazoa; Arthropoda; Insecta; Hemiptera; Aphididae
Product: galactokinase-like
Exons: 8
Coding region: 1-1197 (398 amino acids)
Biological process (GO): galactose metabolic process; carbohydrate phosphorylation
Cellular component (GO): cytosol; cytoplasm
Molecular function (GO): ATP binding; galactokinase activity
Source: RefSeq, a predicted model, not a curated record